UUAAAAAAAACACAGGUUUCCGGGCGUGAAAGAAUUUAAAAUCCGACCUAAAUUUUAUUUACCACCCUAAUACACACCCUUCCCUCCUAUAUAAACCAAUACGUGGGCGGCUAAGUGAAAGAUCGCGCUGUCUCGGAUGCUGGUCUAAAAACGUCCUACCUAAGCAAAUGCUUUAAGAACGCCCUACCUCAGCUGCCAAAUUUAUAUUGAAAUAGGGCUUUUUCGAAGCGGAAGAAGAGAUAGAGCAUUCUUCAACAAAAUUCUGAUAUAGGGCGUUCUUAAACCAUUUUCUGAGCUGCAGAAUUUUCAUACCGGCAGCCGAGAUAGGGCGAUCUUCCACUCAGCCCUUGAUAUAGAGUUGAUGAAUUUGAGCAAUCGCCACAUAUGUAUGUCCGCUAUAUCGCUUAGGUGCUCGCAGAGUAUAUGCCUUCGGUCUGUUUAUCGAUUUUGAUAGCUCCUACAGAAGUGAUUCUUAUGAACAAAUGAGCCUUCCUAUUUCUCUUCUGCUCAACGUAAGCACCUGGGAUCUUUUCAACUCCCUUUCCGGCCACAUGAUUUUUAUCGUAUUUUAAGUGUAGAGAAGUUUCGAUCUAACGUCGUCUUCUGAGAAUAAGAUUUCUUGUAUAUUGUGCCCAAGGUGGUGAAAGAGGAAGAAGAGUGUUUUUCUUUGAAAGCUCAUACAGACCACACACACAACCCUCUUAUUAUAUCUCUGUUUAAAGUUGCCAGACAACUUCAGUGUUUUCCAAGAUCAUACUGAUGCAUUCAGUAACCACAUACUCCGUUAGAAAAGCAGUGAUAACCAACUGCAAAAAUAGACUUGCUGUGUACUUUGAGGCAAGCGAUGUUUGCAUCACCAUUUAAACGAAUGAUUUUGGUUGAGCAAUGUUGAAUCGCCAAUCUCAUGUAAAAACAGGUUAGGUCACCGGAAUGCUGUGAACAAGCGACAGAACGCAGAAAAGUCCUCAAAGGGUUUGGGUCAAAGUCUACUGUUAACAUUGCGUGGGUGCAAGGCCACAGAGACAUAUUAGGUAACAGUUAUCUAAGUGCAAAAUAUGGUUGAAAAAACACGCUUCGUCGAGAAGGCAAAUAAAAGGUGAUCGGAAGAACCCACGUCUGACACGGCGCGACCUACCUUGCCCAGCUUCGUCAUUAAAAAAUCCGACGCACUCAUUCGAUUCAAUUCGAGAAGACCCCUUACUAGCGCCUGUGUCCGAAAUUAUAAAGGGACACUACUUGAUGGGAAGCCGUGCUAACAAUGUGAACUAAUCUCCUAAUGACUUAUACCGAAACUUACGCGAUAACGAAGAAUUUGAAAGUACGCAAAAUCACCUCUGUUACUGCCAAGUUUUCUAGGGGUCAAGGAGAUGCUCAUUUAACUAUUACCUUUUAACCUGUGUGGCAGCUAGUUGGUUAUACUCAUAGGUGAAUAGACGGGAUCGAAUAUGAGCUUUCAAUUGGUACCGCAAUGGGGCCAUUGGAACUAAAUGCGCCUCUCUCCGCUAGCCGCUUCACUUAACCUAACCUACUUUGCUAAUAAUAGCGCCUCGGACUCAUUAGCAGUAGCAUUAUGAAAGUGUGUCCUCAGAGGUACGUAGAUCCAGAGAUUUCUUCACAGUAUCUGUGUCCAAGUACAAUCAGAUCUCUGCAGGUACCCUGAGGAGUUCCUAACUAAGUUCCAUUCUAUCUAACGAAAAUUCUACGUUACUGUUGAAAUUUUAGCAACAGGUUUUUUCUGUACAACUUGGGCAGAUUUUCGACUUCCAAGUUCCAUUUAGGCCGGGUUUGGUUCAAUGCCCUACAACAAGCGCCGCGUAUUUAGAAGAAUUCCAUUUGGGGGGUUCGUUCUUUCAGCCUGAUACAAAUAGAUCAUAUUGGAUACAACAGUGGUUUAAGUUUCCGGAGUUUGUGUUGAAUCCAUAUACGAAACUUUUCUGAUUCAUUAAAUGGAAGUGAUUUUUUUGUUUGUUUACUUAUUUUCAAUGUUUUUCCAAUCUCUCAAGCCGUGAGGUCAUUCGGACCGUGACGAAAAUUUGAUAUACAGAUUACUAGCGUGACUUUAGUGCUGCCAAAAGUGAACUAUCACCAGCUGUUGCGAACAUAUUCAACUUCCCAAGACAUAAUGCAUAAGAGAACAAGUAAAAAAAUCGUGUCAAGCAUAAGAUAAAACGCGAACUCAGAAAUCAUUAAAUAAAAGGAGUUUAAUAACUACUGAAUAACGCAUCGCUCGUCCGUCCAACCGCCUAAACCAGUCUAAAUGUUCCCGUGGCGGCGACGACGGCGGUGCGUAAAACAAAUGCAACAAACACGUCUGUUACUGCAACUAAAAUGUCGGACGUCGAAAGAGCACGCAGCGCAACAACGACAACAAUAAAUACAGCGACAUCGACAGCAGCAGAGCAAGCAACCAACGAGCAACAACAACAGCAGCAACAAUACAAACAGCAAACAGCAACUACAACUCCAGGCGCAACGGUGAAAUUACAACAUCAACAACUCUAUCACAAUCAGCUCUAUCAUCAAAAUCAUCAACAUCAGCAAUAUAGUAAACCCACAGCGGUAACACAGCAACGCCAGCAGCAACAGCAACAGCAACCGCAACAACAACAACCCCAAUACCAAUUGAUUACCACAGCUGGGGGUGAAUUUGGCAACGGUGGAAACGAGGCAUCCUUCUUUGGCGGCUGCUUUGGUCUGGUGCUGAAAGUACUAUUCUCGCCUCCCGGCCUGGUGGCGCUAGUUGUUGUCUAUUCUAUGCUCGGUGCUUGCAUUUUUCCCCUGCUCGAAGCGCCACAGGAUAUUAAUACUUCGGCGGCAAUUGCAAAGAGUAGAGAGGAGUGCUUACGUGAGCUGUGGAUUAUAACGGAAAAACUCAACGUCCUUUACGAGCGUAACUGGUCAACGCUGGUGCACGAACAACUGCGACGUUUUGAAGACUCAAUUGUGGCAGCGACACGUCAUACCAACAACAGCAGCAGCGUCGGCAUGUUUGGUAGUAGUACAACAGCGUUGCGGCGCUAUGGCAGCGCAUUUGAUACGACAGCAGAUGCGGCAUUAAUGCCCACACAUUGGAGCUUCGGUGAGGCGUUGCUCUACUCAGUGACUGUGAUAACGACAAUCGGUCAUGGCAGCUUAACACCACGUACGCCUGCCGGUAAAAUCGCUACCAUUUUAUAUGCCCUCAUCGGUGUACCGCUCAUGUUGAUGUGCCUCUCCAGUUUGGGCGCGCUGCUGGCUGAGGCGCUGCAAUGUACCUAUGCGCGUAUCUGCUGUCGACUGGCGACACAUCAGCAUCAUAACCAUAAACACAAUCGCCAUCAUCAUCAUGAUGACGACAAUACUGAAAAGAAGAAGCAUCCACCACAGGAUGAUCACUAUCAACAACAAACACAUCAGCUGCAUGUGACAGGCGAAAAGAGCGGUCAUUUGCUGGAGGCAGCUGCUGGCAUUGUGGGUGGGCCUAGCAGCGGUGGUGGUGGUGGUGGUGCUAGUAAAUAUGCAAGGCGUUGUAGUGCGGACAGCUUGGAUGAUGGAGUGUUGCUGAAGCGAGGGCGCGCCGACUGUCAGCAAGGGAAGGGACGUGAGUUCGAUUGCAAAAACUGCAAAUAUGACGCUCUUGUUGGCGAAGCAAAUCCAAGCAACAGUUACGAUUACAAUGGCAGUGGAAAUAUUGCUGGCUGUGGCACUGAUUCUGGAGACGACUCCUGCCGUCUGCUGCAAAAUUCACCAGCGAAAUUAAAUCAAAAUCAAAUGUUGACUGGAACGAAAAUCAAUGCACAAUACUAUCAGCAACAGCAGCAGCAUCAUCAACCGCAGCUACAACAGCAGCAGGAACAACAAAAGAGACCAGAUGUUAUGUUAAUGGCAAAACCAGCUAUGACAGUGCAAAAACAAAUGCAGCAACAAUACCAACAGCUUUACAGCCGUUCAGCCACACCAUCACCGCAACAUUUUCAACAGCAACCACUACAACAAUUGCAACAACAAACAUCAACACCGCCCCAUGGCCUGCAAACAUUCCACAUCGUUUCGGCAAGCUCAUCGCCAACACACCACCACCAGCAGAGUCAACAGCAUCAACAACAACAACAACAACAGCAACUGCCACAGUCGACACUCCGCCAAUAUGCAACACUGCAGCCGCAUCAACAUAAGCAGCAACAACAACAAUAUGUGGCUGUACCCAGCGGUGCUUUGGUGCGCUUUCAGACAACAACAGCAACACCCGCUGCAACGGUAGCCGCAUCAGCGCUCAGUGGCAACAGCAAUAAUUGCACCACCGAUGGCAAUGGUAAUGUUGGUAUAGGUCUUGGUGCAACACUCAUCGCUACUGGCAUGUCCGGCAAUUGUUUUCAAACGGCGAAUGUGCCGCUGCCUGGAAGCACAACCACGGCCACAAUUUACUUUCCCAUUGCCACUGCCGCGCAUACACAGCAGCAACCCACCUAUGCGUCGAUUACGGGUGUUUCCGUUGCGCCGCCGGCGCCGCUGCCCCCAACAGCAGCAAACAGCGAUGUGAUGCUACCGACAAAAGCAAUGGCCGGUACCAGCUCCGCAGCCGCAGCCGCAACGCAAUUGCUUUGCAAUCAGCCGAUUGUGAAAUAUCACACCAUACAACUGUCGCAGGUGAGAAAACAGCAACAACAACAACAGCUGCUUCUAAAGGAGCCCGUAACAUUGCUAGGUAGCGCAGCUGAUGUGAUGCCGCUGCCGCCACCGCCAGCAUAUCAGACGGCUACCGUGCAUGGUAUUCGUCGAGCGAAAUUCCUCACAAAACCUCUGCCACCGGAGAUCAGCACAUUAGUAGCCGGCGAACGAGAUAUAACCUGUAGACAUGAUUUAUUAUUACAACAAAACGAUGGCAGUGGUGGCGUUAGUUGUGGCAUAAAUGGUGGAAAUAAUUCAACAAAUACUACCACAACAGCAACACAAUCGGCUACAACAACACCAACCACUUCAACAUUGAAUGCAACAAAUGCAACUUCCAUUGCGAUGUUGACAGCUGGAUUGACAGCAACAGCAACAGCAACAACAUCAAUAGCGGCGGCGACGUGUAGCGGUAAUCCGCCAACAACAACAGCAGUUACCACACAAUUGGGUGCUUUGAUGUCGGGCCCAGCGUCUAUGGUUGGUUCGAAUGCAACUGUCGACAUAAUGGAGGAUGAGGAAGAGCAUGAACAGCAGCGUUUGGGCAAUUGCCCACAUGGUACGCCAUCACGCGUACCGCUCAUCGCCGGCGGUGGCAACAGCACCAGCAGCAGCGGCAUGGGCCAAAACAACAGCAACAGCACCACGCAUACAGAUGAUCAGAGAGGUGCGCGCAGCCUCCUAAACGCUACCGCUGCAUCCUUUCAUCGUCACACCCUCAAUACAUUCCAACGUAACGCCGCGUUACGCAAAUCCGCCAAUUUCACCGCCAUACGCCGCGCUGGCUGCAACGUCCAUACGACAAGCCAUCAUAGAAGUGGGAAAGUGAGCAGCUGCUAUGGCGACACGGUAACCGAUGAAACCUCCGACGAUGGGGAGGACGCAGCUUACAUGCAACGCGAUGCGACGCCAUCCGAACAAUUCCGCCUCACAAAACUCAACAGCAACUGCAAACAUAAGAGGAAGCAUCACAGCAGCUGCGCGCACACGGCGGACGAACAUGAUUACUGCGAUGCCAGCGGUGCGUCCACUGACGAUGCAGACGGCGAUGAAGAUGCCGCCUCAAUGACAGACCCCGACGACGCUGGCCCACAGGUGCCCAUCAGCAUUGUGCUGCUCAUACUCAUCUGCUAUAUUUGUUUGGGUACUGUGAUUUUUGCUUUCUGGGAGAAUUGGUCCAUUGUGGAUGGCGCCUACUUUUGCUUUGUCACCUUGGCCACCAUUGGCUAUGGUGACUUUAUACCCGAGCGUACUUUUCAUGGGCCGCAUGUGCAGCUCUUUGCUUGUUGCGCUUAUUUGCUGCUCGGCUUGGUGUUGGUCGCCAUGUCUUUUAGCAUACUGGAGACACAGCUGAUGUGGAAGUGCAAACGAAUUGCGGUGCGACUGAAGUUGGCCAAUGAUUGAUAGUGGCGUAGGAUGUUGUGGCGGCGUAGAAGCGCUGGAGUGGUGGCGCAAUUUCUGUAGAAUACAUAGAAAGCAGGGAAAGCUUAUAAACAAUAAGCUAUGAAUAUGUGUAGCUGCAUAAGUAGAGGAUAAUUAGUGGUUAUAUGGGAAAUGUAAAUAUGUAUGGCGUAUAAGCUCUUCUAAGCGUAAAAUGUAAUAUACUUACAUACAUAAGUAAAUAGAUUUUAAAUGAACGUGUUAUAUAGGAAUAUUUUUAGUAAAACGUAGAAGUAAGCCAAAAACGUUCAGAUCCUUCAUUAUUUGACUGUUCUUAGUUGCUACUUAGAAUGACGUAUUAGCUAAUCUUUGGUAGUAGUUUCAAAUAAUUUACAGCCAUAAAAAAUAUCUGAUUCUUCACCUUCUUAUUUGGCGUUGUAACCGCCUUAGCGAUUUGGCCGCGUUCAACAAAGCACGCCAGUCGUUUCUCUGCUGUGGCAACUGACGCCAAUUGGAAAUGCCAAGUGAAGCCAAGUCCUUCUCCACUUAGUCUUUCCAUUGCGUUGGGAGCCUCUGUGCUUGCUGUUUUUGCUCGCGGACAUAUUUUUUGCAUGUUCUGACAUGCACUAAUUUGACAGAUAUUUUUUUAUAGUAAACUAUUAAAAAUUUAUAGUAAACUGUUGAAAAAAAAAAAUUUCAAAAUUAUUAUUAUUUUUUGUACCAUCAUCGCGUACCUUUUUUCUUUAGUUUUAUACCAAGCAAAACUUGUGAGAGCACAUUUCGUUACCUAAAGGGGAAAAGGUGCCAAGAAGAUUUUUUGAAACUGUUCAGGAGAGACGAAAAAUCGAUGUAGUUUCGCAUUAUCUUGAAAUUUGAAAACUAAAUUUUGAAAAAAAGUGGACUUGACACGUUUAGGUGGCAAUAUCUUUAUCAAUACACAUAUUCGAAUCCGAUUGAAUUUUGAAGCAAAACUCUUAAAUACAUUUAUUUUAAGUAUGGCAAACCUAUUUAAAAUUAAUAGAAAAUUUAUAUUCAAAUUUACAUAAUUUUAGCUAACUUAGUUAAUCCUCUACCGCAUACGAAGCCAAAUAUUGUGUCACUAAUUCGACAAUUUUUUCCAACCUAAUGAGAGUAAUAAAAAUGUAUCAAACUCAUAAAAUGCAUUUAGAAGUUAACUAUGAAUAACGGUACGUAAUUUGCCCAUUUUUAAAUGAUAUUCGUGGGUGCUUGGUCGAAAAACCACUAUUCGUGUGCGCGGAACUCAAAUGAAAAAAGGAACAGGAAAAUUGUUCUCGAAAAAGAUUUUUUUAUUUUUCAAAUCACGAAUGCUCUUAUGUGUCUAUUGAUAAUUAGUUUACCGCUACUUACCUUUUUAUACCCGAGCGCUCUUGUGCACAAGGGUAUUAUAACUUUUUUCACAUAACGGUUGUUUGUAACAGGCAAA
This is a messenger RNA of Rhagoletis pomonella (apple maggot), 7471 nucleotides long. RefSeq lists its product as uncharacterized. Gene Ontology annotation, molecular function: potassium ion leak channel activity. The record is from RefSeq and is a predicted model, not a curated record. Gene Ontology annotation, cellular component: membrane. Gene Ontology annotation, biological process: stabilization of membrane potential; potassium ion transmembrane transport. NCBI's taxonomy places the organism in Eukaryota, Metazoa, Arthropoda, Insecta, Diptera, Tephritidae. Bases 2329 to 6051 code for a protein of 1240 amino acids. The transcript has 8 exons.